This is a messenger RNA of Anthostomella pinea, 804 nucleotides long. The record is from the annotation of a GenBank genome assembly. NCBI's taxonomy places the organism in Eukaryota, Fungi, Ascomycota, Sordariomycetes, Xylariales, Xylariaceae.
AUGAGCAACCAGCAAGGCAUCACCCGCGACGGGAAGGUAUACUCCACGGUGGACAACAACUCAGGAAACAACAACACCCGCGACGCCGAGGUCGCCGAUACCACCGUCCACAAGCACCAAGCGCCAACCGUCAAACACCAGACGGUGAAGCCCGAAGAGCACGAGGAGGUCAAGACCAAAGUCGACAAGGACAUCCACGAAGACCACUACAAGCACAAGGUGCAGCCCAUCUACAAAAAGAAGGAGUUCGGCGAGCAGCACGAGCAGAGAACCGACGCCGUCGAGGAGAAGAACUUUGACGAGCGGGACGACCGGAAGACCAAGAACGUGCAGGCCCGCCAGGCCGGAAAGUUCAAGGACGAGCGCGAGGUCAAGGCUACCAAGAAGACGAAGAGCCACGGUCCCGUUGAGGAGAACGAGCGCGUUCACCAACACAUCCACGAGACGGUUCAACCUGUAAUCCAUGAAGAGGUCGUCAAGCCCAAGGUGGUCCACACCACGAAGCCUGUCCACGAGACGCACCACAAGGCGGCGAAAUACCACGACACAGAGACACUCCCCGCAGUCACCGCCGAGGAGUUCGAAGCCGCUAAGGGAGCUUCGAAGAAAGAUGUUGACGGUUCGGCCAUCGGAGAAAAAUAUGCGCGCAAGGAUUCCGGUGUAGCGACGGAGGCAGGCGAUUCGGCCAACGCAAAAUAUGCGCGCAAAGAUGCCGGCAAGGCGAAGGAUGAUACCCAGGAGGAGGUGCACUUCCCAAGCUUGUUGGAUAAGUUGCCAGCAGUUUUGAAGCCAUCUUCGGCUUAG